AUGCGUCUCUCACUACUCUCUGUUCUUACAGCUGCUAUUCCCGCCGUGCUUGGUUGGGAGGUCACUCUCUAUGACCAGUAUGACUGUAACGACCAUGAAGGCAAUUUCAACUACAUGAUUGUCACCGGACAGGGUCCUUUGCCUUACUGUAUUGGCCCUGGUGACAUGCGAUUCCCUCCUGGCGUCAUUUGCAAAUUCUACGGCAACAGCGGCGUGGAUAGUGCAGUCGACUGCACUCGACAGAUCACUUCUUUCAAGUCCUGGAUUAUUCAACGUGGAGCAGCCAUGUUCUGGGAGCAAUACGAUGACCACGAGGCGCAGCCUGAUAACCUACGCUGCAACAAAAAGCUCACCAUGCACGAUGGCCCUGAAUAUGGGGUAGAGGGACGUUGUCGCAAUGCUUGGUUUCAUGCCGACGAUGAGAUUUGGUAUAAGGAAUUCAAGGGCCUUUCAGCUUGGGAUGCCGUCCACGAAGGCUAG
This is a messenger RNA of Fusarium sp. VM40, 480 nucleotides long. NCBI's taxonomy places the organism in Eukaryota, Fungi, Ascomycota, Sordariomycetes, Hypocreales, Nectriaceae. The record is from the annotation of a GenBank genome assembly.